Molecule: messenger RNA, 3174 nt
Organism: Manihot esculenta (cassava)
Lineage: Eukaryota; Viridiplantae; Streptophyta; Magnoliopsida; Malpighiales; Euphorbiaceae
Product: protein BLISTER
Exons: 13
Coding region: 501-2834 (777 amino acids)
Biological process (GO): regulation of growth
Source: RefSeq, a predicted model, not a curated record
UCCUUUGGAUGAAAAUAUAAGAAAAAAGUCAUCAUCAGCAACCUCCAAUAGUUCUGCCAGACGUCAUUUUUCAAACGGACCGGCAGCCGCAGGUUACUACAACUAUGCCACACAUCAAAUUUAAACCCAAAACGUAAAUAUUUCAAAAAACGAAAAAUUAAAAAAAAAGGAAAAUCAGGGGGAGAUCUGCCAGGAUUCCAAUUUUAAACUCGCACACAGCUUCCUCCUCCUUCCUCUCCCCCCGAUCUGAUCGGACCUCGCCUCUGCUCUGUUAGUCCGUACGAUUCUACGUUCUAGGGUUUCCGUCAUUUCCAUAAUUCGUGAAAUUUGAUUCCAAUUUGGCUUACAAUUGGAAACAUUAUAACCUUUCCCUUUCUUCGAUUCCAAACUAUUGGGUUUCUCUUUGGGAUUUUUGAUCUCCAUGGUGAUUCUUUUCUUCUGGUAGAUGGUUUAAUUGGAUGAGAAUCGAGGGCGUUAUUUUUGGGGACUUGGAGGGUUAAAUGGCGUCAGCUCAGGUGUUGCCAGGCUCACGGAAACAGGAGCAUCUUGAAGCUGGAAAGCGACGGCUGGAAGAGUUCCGUAAGAAAAAGGCAGCAGACCGAGCUAGAAAAGCUGCAACCAUCAUUCAACCUUUUGCUUCUGAUGUUAACGUAGAUCAGAAACAACCUUUAGAGGCUGAAUGUGCAAGGCUUACGGAUUCUGAUGGAGCUGGUGCAUCUGAUGGACCUGGCAGAACUAUUGAACCAUACAAUGGAAUUAUCAAUAAUGACAGCAACAUAAUUAAUAUUACCACAAAACCUAAGCAAAUCUUUUCAGAAGAUGCAAAUGCUAAUCCUCAAUCAAAAAGUGAUUCCAACACAUCUUUGGCAGAUCUAGUGCAGAGACACACAAAUAAUCAUGGUUUUAAGACAUAUGAUGCUUCUGGAUUUGCUGGAGCAGGUGGUAAUAAUGGCCUAGGGAUGGAUGGAAUGAAUAGUGACUCCAAAACUCAUGUUGUGAGCCAAGGCAGAGUGCCAUAUGGGAAAUUGUCAGACCAUUCUAUUGCUCCGCAUUCACAAGAGGGUCAAGGUUUGGAGAGCAGUUCUAAUCAAUCUAUUCUGUUCCAAUCAGCAGAAAAGAAUAGUUUUUUGAAGACUUAUGCAUCUACCUCAGCUCAAAAUUCUGCCUCUCAACUGAAAAUUAAGAGCAGUUAUUCCAGCACACUGGACACAGCCACUGGUGUGGACUUAACUCAACCUAGUAACAACUUGAGAGGGUCCAGUCUUGAUAUUGAGAAAGACAUAUAUGGUGGCAUGCACUUCAAUGGCUCCAUGAAUUCAGAUUUUGGAGAAAGAAAUUUUAGUAGCUUAUCUGGUAGUUUUCCCACUCUGCAUGGUAGAGAUGUGCAAACAUCCGAGUCAAUUGGUUUCAAUUCAGAUAUCAGGAGCACCACAAAUCAUGUUCAACUAUUUUCAGGAACAUCUGAAUCUAAUUCUAGGAGAUCUCGUCCAUCCUUCCUUGAUUCACUUAAUGUUGCUAGAGCUCCUUCAAAGAAUUCUUUCCAAAGUGCUGAACCUCAGGAGUUCUUUAUGCCUAGUGACUUAACAUCAGAUGGCAUGGAUGAUCUGGGAUCAUCUGCCUUCCAGAAGUCAUCAUUGGAGACUGAUACGGUGGGACAGCAUUUGAUGGAAUUUUCCAUGCCCUCCAGUAAUGGGUUUGAUCUAAUGACAUCGGAUGUUAAUGAGAACAGCAUGGAGAGAAAGCAUGAGUUAUAUUCAUCUAAAAAAAAUGAAGAUUUUGCUGCUUUAGAACAGCAUAUUGAAGACUUGACACAAGAAAAAUUCUCUUUGCAUCGAGCUCUUGAAGCUUCUCGUGCUUUGGCAGAAUCCUUGGCUUCUGAAAACUCGUCGUUGACAGAUAAUUAUAACCAACAGAGAAGUGUGGUCAACCAGCUAAAAUCCGACAUGGAGAAAUUGCAGGAGGAAAUCAAAGCUCAUUUGGUGGAACUUGACUCUGUCAAAAUGGAAUAUGCAAAUGCAAAACUUGAGUGUAACGCUGCUGAUGAACGUGGAAAGAUUUUGGCUUCUGAGGUCAUUGGUUUGGAAGAGAAGGCACUCAGACUAAGGUCUGAUGAACUAAAGCUGGAGAGGCAAUUGGAGUCCUCACAUGCUGAAAUUGCUUCAUACAAGAAGAAAAUGUCCAGCCUAGAGAAAGAUCGUCAGGACUUACAAUCAACUAUUGAUAAUCUCCAAGAAGAGAAGAAACUAUUGCAAUCCAAGUUGCGGAAAGCUUCAACAAGCAGAAAGUCUAUUGAUUUUGACAAGAGUUCCAGUAAUAAAAAGGAUAUGUCAACGUCUACAGAAGAUUUAGAAGCCAUCCCUUGCACAUCCAACCAGGAAACAAAUGAUGCUACUUCACUUGUUGGAAGUAAUACCCCUAGUUUUCUCAUGCUACCUGAAAUUGGCCCGUCAAAUGUUGAAGCUUUAUCUGUGUAUAUUCCGUCAGAUCAGAUGAGAAUGAUUGAAAACAUCAAUAUACUAGUUUCUGAGUUAACGCUGGAAAAGGAAGAGUUGGUACAAGCUUUUUCAUUUGAGUUAUCUCAAUGUUCUAGGCUUAAGGAUUUAAAUAACGAGUUGUCACGAAAGCUUGAGGUUCAGACUCAAAGAUUGGAGCUUUUGACUGCUCAAAGUUUGGUGAUUGAGAAAGCCCCAUCAAGGUUACGUGAUUCUAGUUUCACACGGGAGAAUACCACAUAUGCAGAUGAGGGAGAUGAGGUGGUUGAAAGGGUUUUGGGGUGGAUAAUGAAGCUCUUCCCUGGAGGGCCAUUAAGACGUAGAACCAGCAAACUUACUUGAUAUGCUAAUCUGAAUUACUCUUCAAGAGGAGAUGCUCAGUUCUGGUUAUAUUUCCUUGCGGGGCUUCCUUCUUCCCUUGGGUUUGGGAAUUCAACAGAGGUAGUAAUCUGUAUAUUUCGAUUUAAUUUUACACCAUUCUUUUGUAACAGAUGAAAAAAUAGUGUUUCUAAGAGGCCUUCCCAUUUGUUGGAAACUCCAGUUGUCUUUUUUUUUGUUAGAUGACAAUAAGACAGUCCCUUGUUGCUGCAAGUGCCUUUAUGUUGGACAAACAAAUUCAGUGGAUUUGUUUGGCUAUGGAAGGGAUUGAUAUACAAAUUUAGUGGCUUUGCUGUUAUUAUUA